AUGUCCGAACCUAGUGCUAGAGGUACUUUAGAAACUUUUCUCGACCCCAGUAACCCAUCUGUUGGUAAACAAACUAUGCUUGACUGGUUGCGCAUUCAUCAUCCAAUGACUCCCAUAAGAUCAAAUAUCAGAACAGGCGAGGUAGCAGUCAUUGUUCGAGAGAAACAACCUGAAUUUUUCCCCGAUCCGACCUCAGAUGCCCCAGCGGUUGCUUCCGGAAUGAUCAACAUCUAUCCUACUCUUGAAGAUCUUCGAGUUACUUCUCCUAUAACCUCAAGGCCUUUGGAGAAAAAAGAGCCGUUAGUGAUCAAGCGCUCUGCAUCUCAAGAUUUGGAGUUUUCUUAUCCACAUAAGCGCAUAGGAAUUGGAAUGGAAGCAAAGCCGGAGCCUGAGGUUUGUGGCACAUCCACAUCCAAGAUUUCGAAAAAGAAGAAACAGCCCUCAAGCCGCACCAAGGCGGCAAACAGCACUAGUACCGUUCGUCAACGGUCAAAAAAGGUUGUUUCCAAUCGAAUGGAGGGCGCGUCCAUUUCGUCACCUCGAAUUUCAUCAAUCUUAAGUCUCAGCAAUGAGGAUGAAAAAAAGGAACUUGAGGGGCUCAAACAAUCCCUCUUUUUGCCUCAUAUAAAUGAUCAAAGUGGCGCUUCACGUAUUCCGACUUCAACAAAUAGGAGCGUGGCGAAAGUUUCUCCUAUCAAAAGAGAAAACAGCCCGGUUAACAUAUUUUUCAACAUUGAUCCGAAUCACUCACAAGGACACCAAGGCUGGAAUACAUUGAAUUUACAAGAACAAGUCACCGACGUCAAGGCAUCAAACCCAGCUCAUGUCUCAGACGAUAUGGAUCUUAUUAACUUUUCUGAUACUGAAGUUUUUGAAGUGGGGAAUCUAGUGAUCGGCCGCGAUAUUCCAGCUAUCAACAUGAACCAAAAUCUUUCUCCCUUGAACAAGAAAAGCGGAGUUGAUAUCUUCCAAGAGGAGCAACAACGAGCAGAGAAAGUGCGAAAUUUUGAACAACAAUUAGCCCAUCUUGAAAGUUCACUUGAAGAGAUGGAGAAAAAGGCCAGUAUGAAUCUUUUCCAAGAUCUCCAACAACAACAAGCGAAUGCCGACGCCGCUGCUCAAAAUUCUUCCAAGCUAGAUGAAGCAAUGCAGAAGAUUGUGAUUCCUGAAACAAAAGUUGAUGAUCUUCAAGUAGAUGCAAUUGACCUACAGCACGAGUUGGACAUCGCUGACACCUUAAUAAGGGGACAAGCGCGAGCGCUGAGUGAGUUAUUAGGACCUGGAAAGUCCCUUGAACAUUAUUAUGAUGUUCAUUCUGAAUCUGAUUUGGCGGAGCAAGAUGAUGCUUCACCUACCAAUGACACUUCGAUCUCAGAUUUACAAAUUUAA
Messenger RNA from Melampsora larici-populina 98AG31, 1389 nucleotides. RefSeq lists its product as uncharacterized. The transcript is spliced from 7 exons. Lineage: Eukaryota; Fungi; Basidiomycota; Pucciniomycetes; Pucciniales; Melampsoraceae. The record is from RefSeq and is a predicted model, not a curated record. The coding region runs from base 1 to 1389 and encodes 462 amino acids.